AGGUGGGCGGAGCGUCGGCAGACACGACUUUUAAAAAGACACGGAGCAGGAACAGGAGGGAAGUGUUGGUGGAGUUGGUGAAGAUGUGAAAGUUUCUGCGGUCAGAAGAAGCUGUUUAACAGCUUUACCUCUCAAACUAGUGAAGAUGAGUGAUUUGGAGGAAGAGGCGGACAGGUCAGUCUCCAGCCGUCUGUCUAUGAAGAGUGACUGGUCCAAAGACAGACUUCUAGUCUUCAGUGAUGAACCUGGACCCUCAGACUCAGAAGAGAAGAGUGAUGUUUCUGUGGAGGAGCAGCUGUCCUGCUGUUCUUUGUGUCAGGACGUCCUGAAGGAUCCAGUCUCUACCAGCUGUGGACAUUGGUUCUGCAGACGGUGCAUCACCUCAUAUUGGGACCAGUCUGGUUCAUCAGGAGACUCCUCCUGCCCCCAGUGUGGACAAAGAUCCAGAACAAGACCUGGACUGCAGACAGCCAGUCAGACCAGCACUAUACAAGCAGAUAGUGGUCUGCAGGAGGUUUUAGAUGAACAUAAGAUCAGUCUGAGGAGGAGAUGUGAACGUGUGACUGAAGGAACUGAUGGAACAGGAAGUAGAACCCUCCUCAACAGGAUCUACACUGAGCUCUACAUCACAGAGGGACAGAGUGAAGAGGUUAAUACCCAACAUGAGGUGAGGCAGCUGGAGACAGCUUCCAAGAUGGAGACCCUCCAUGACACUCCAAUCAGGUGCCAGGACAUCUUUAAAGCCUUACCUGACCAACAGAGACACAUCAGAGUGGUUCUGACCAACGGCGUCGCUGGUGUUGGAAAAACCUUCUCAGUGCAGAAGUUCACUCUGGACUGGGCAGAGGGCUUGGAAAACCAAGAUGUCAGUCUGCUGGUUCUGCUUUCGUUCAGGGAGCUAAACCUGAUCAGAGAUGAGCAGUACAGUCUUCUCACGCUGCUCCAUGUUUUCCAUCCAACAUUACAGAAGGUCACAGCAGAGAAGCUGGCUGUCUGUAAAGUUCUAUUCAUCUUUGACGGCCUGGAUGAAAGCAGACUUUCACUGGAUUUCAACAACAGGAAGGUUGUGUCUGACGUCACACAGAAGUCAUCAGUCAACGAGCUGCUGACAAACCUCAUCCAGGGGAAUCUGCUUCCCUCGGCUCUGGUCUGGAUAACUUCCAGACCUGCAGCGGCUAAUCAGAUCCCUCCUUCAUGUGUUGACAGGGUAACAGAAGUACGAGGCUUCACUGACCCACAGAAGGAGGAGUACUUCAGGAGGAGAUCCAGUGAUGAAGAGCUGUCCAACAGAACCAUCUCACACAUCAAGACCUCCAGGAGCCUCCACAUCAUGUGUCAAAUCCCAGUCUUCUGCUGGAUCACUGCUACAGUUCUGGAGCACAUGUUGACUACAGAGCAGAGAGGAGAGCUGCCCAAGACCAUGACUGACCUGUACUCACACUUCCUGCUGGUUCAGACAAAGAGGAAGAAGAACAAGUACCAUGAGGGACAUGAGACGAGUCCACAGGAGCUGACGGAGGCUGACAGGGAAGUUCUUCUGAAGCUGGGGAGGCUGGCGUUUGAACAUCUGGAGAAAGGAAACAUCAUGUUCUACCAAGAAGACCUGGAGCAGUGUGGUCUUGAUGUGACAGAGGCCUUGGUGUACUCAGGAGUUUGUACAGAGAUCUUCAAAAGAGAGAGUGUAAUCUUCCAGAAAACAGUCUACUGCUUUGUUCAUCUAAGCGUUCAGGAGUUUCUGGCUGCAGUCUACAUGUUCCACUGUUUCACCAACAGGAACACACAGGUACUGAAGAAGUUCCUGGGUGAAGAACAUGUUGAUUCAAACCUGGAUGACUUCUUGAGUGCAGUCAUGUAUAAAUCCCUUGAAAGUAAAAAUGGCCACCUGGACCUGUUUGUUCGCUUCCUUCAUGGCCUCUCUCUGGAGUCCAACCAGAGAGUCUUAGGAGGCCUGCUGGGUCAGACAGAGAACAGUCCAGAAGUCAUCCAGAGAGCCAUUAACAACUUGAAGGAAAUGAACAUGUAUUAUACAUCUCCUGAUAGAAGUAUCAACAUCUUCCACUGUCUGAUGGAGAUGAACGACCACUCAGUCCAUCAGGAGAUCCAAGAGUUCCUGAAGUCAGAGAACAGAUCAGAGCAGAGACUCUCUGAGAUCCAGUGCUCAGCUCUGGCCUACAUGCUGCAGAUGUCAGAGGAGGUUCUGGAUGAGUUGGACCUGUCGGAGUAUAAUACAUCAGGGGAGGGACGACGGAGACUGAUCCCAGCUGUGAGGAACUGUAGAAAGGCUCGACUUAUUCGCUGUCGACUCUCAGAGGCUGACUGUGAAGUUGUGGCCUCAGCUCUGAGCUCCAACCCCUCCCAUCUGAGAGAACUGGACCUGAGUAACAACGACUACAUGAAAGAUUCAGGGGUGAAGAUACUGUCCACUGGAUUGGAGAGUCCAAACUGUAGAUUGGAGACUCUGAGGUUGAGUUUCUGCGAAUUGUCAGGGAUCAGCUGUUCUUCUCUGGUCUCAGCUCUGAAGUCCAACCCCUCCCAUCUGAGAGACCUGGACCUGGGUCUCAAUAGGCAUCAGGAUUCAGGAGUGAAGAAGCUGUGUGGUUUUCUGCAGAGUCCAGACUGUAGACUGGAGACUCUGAGAUUGAGCAACCGCAGUUUGUCAGAGAUCAGCUGUUCUUCUCUGGUCUCAGCUCUGACGUCCAACCCCUCCCAUCUGAGAGAACUGCAGCUGAGUGAAAACCAGCUGAAGGAUUCAGGAGUGAAGAAGCUCUGUGGUUUUCUGCAGAGUCCAGACUGUAGACUGGAGACUCUGAGGUUGAAGAACUGCAGGUUGUCAGAGAUCAGCUGUUCUUCUCUGGUCUCAGCUCUGAAGUCCAACCCCUCCCAUCUGAGAGAACUGGACCUGAGUGACAAUGACCUGAAGGAUUCAGGAGUGAAGGAGCUGUGUGGUUUUCUGCAGAGUCCAGACUGUAGACUGGAGACUCUGAGACUGUGGGGCUGCAAUGUGUCAGAGAUCAGCUGUUCUUCUCUGGUCCCAGCUCUGAAGUCCAACCCCUCCCAUCUGAGAGAUCUGGACCUGGGUGAAAACAGCCUGCAGGAUUCAGGAGUGAAGGAGCUGUGUGGUUUUCUGCAGAGUCCAGACUGUAGACUGGAGACUCUGGGGUUGGAGAACUGUGGUUUGUCAGAGAUCAGCUGUUCUUCUCUGGCAUCAGCUCUGAAGUCCAACCCCUCCCAUCUGAGAGAACUGGACUUGAGUGACAACAAAAACCUGCAGGAUUCAGGAGUGAAGGAGCUGUGUGGGUUUCUGGAGAGUCCAGACUGUAGACUGGAGACUCUGAGAGUCAGAGGAAGGGUGUUUAAAGCUUCCAGAGUCAAAACAUGUGAUCCUGACAUCAGACUGGACCCAAACACCGCAGACACAGAGUUGGGUGCAUCUGUGGAUGACACAAAGAAGCUGGUUGUAUCUGAGGACAAUGCAAAGAAGUUGGAUGCAUAUGAAGAUGAUGCAAAGCUGAUGGAGCCUCCAUCAAACUUCACACCUGACCAGCAAAUUGAAUCUACACAAGUCUCAUACAGGUUCAGGUGUCCUGGUCCAGGUGGGUUCCAGUGUACUUCAACUAGAUUGGUGUUUGUUGUGGCUCUGGAGGCGCAGCUCUUCUACAGGACUGUCCAAUGGGAUGAGAGCCAACUCCAAUCAGCUGGAAAGAUGGCUGCAGGGCCUCUGUUUGAUAUCCAGUGUCCUGAGGAUGCUGUCAGUGAGCUCCACCUCCCACACUGUGAAACAAAGGAUGCGCUGCAGGUUGAAGGCCUGCUGUCUGUCGUCCACAAGACUGAUGAUGGAACAGAAAUCUUGGAGCCAUUGGAGAUCACAGAGACUCAUGUGGUUGUGAAGGUUCCUCACCUCUCUGCCUUUGGGCUGGUCAGAGAUACAGUUAAAUGGUUACUGAGAAUGCCAGUAAACUGCAAUGUUCUGCCUUUCCUUCGACCUCCAGUUAGAGGGCCUCCAACACUCGAUGUACUUCUGCUGCCAAACAAUGUCCCUCUGCCAGAGGUUGAGGCCCAACGAAGAGGUGCUGAAUACAUGGACGUCACCCCUUCCUGUAAACUGUGCAUUGGUCAAAGUUACAGUGUCCACUGUGAACCUGAGGACUUAGAAAUACAGCCUAAGCAUGCAGAGUUUCUCCCAAAUUAUGGACCAAAUUACCUUCCAACAUUUAAGGUAUUUCUGACCUCAAACCCAGAGGAAGUGACUUUGAUGGUCCAAGACCAAGAGAGGACAGAAGUCUGGAAAUCUAAAAUCUAUUUGACAGGUCCUGAUCUAGCAGGGAUUCUGAGUGUCCCAGCAGGGACUCUGAGUGUCCCACCAGAAAAGAAGCUGAAGUCUGUUCGGACUCAGUUUAUCAGCAGAGUGUCUGAACCUGUUCUACGUAAGCUGCUGGAUAAACUCCUGGAGCGUGGGGUGAUAACUGAUGAUGAGAUGGAUUUAGCUGGAACAGCGAGCAGGGCAGACAAAGCUCGAGCGGUGAUCGACACGAUGAGAAGAAAAGGAUCAGAGGCCAGUUCAGCUCUGAUCUCUGUUCUCUGUGAGGAGGAUCGAUGCCUUUCAACAGAACUGAACUUAACGUGAAGCAGGAACAGUGUUUAUCAGGCUGUUUCUGUCUGACACCAACACAUCUGGUAGAAACCUUCAAACUCUCUAAACAUGAAUCAGAGUCACCUGCACUGUAUAGGGGUGGGAAUCUCAGGGCACCCCACGAUUUGAUUCGAUAUGAUUGUGAUUUAGAAGGCUGCAGUGCCAUGAUCUUUUAAAAUCAGUAUGUUCGCAUACUCUCAAAAUCCUACAUUUACAUUUACAUUUUUAAUCAGAUACUGUGUUUGAUGUUUUGUCAGUUCUUGUACCCUCAUCCUGAAGGAGCUAUUCUUCAUUCACAUGUAUUUUAAUGUCUCCUCCUCCGGAGGCAUUAUGUUUUCAGGUUGUUCGUCCCAUUCUCAUGAAUGCAAUAUCUCAGUAACACAUUGCGAGUUUCUUCAAAUUAGUUACACACAUUCAUUGGACUCAAAGAUUAACUCACUAGAAAUUGAUGGUCAACAUCACUCUGACUGCACAAAACACGUUUUUGACCAUAACUCAAGAAUUCACACACAAAUGAACUGUAGGUGGACUGGUUGGUGGAGGACUGACUACUUUACAAGACAUGGAGGCUGCAUUUGUUUUCUAUUUAAAUAUAAAUUUUGAAUGAAUUAAUUCCACAUUAGCAAUCAAAACAGGUUUUCCUACAAGAGACCAAUGUAGUAUUUUUAUAUAUACUUUGAGUAAUACGUAUGUGUUACUUUCUGCUCAUCAGCUAGAAUUUUAGGGUUUAUUUUAGGGUUUAGUUUUUCAUCCCUGGGAAAAGAUCUGUUGAUGGUCAUAUUGACAUUAUACCUGCAGUGUUAUGUAAAAGACUGAGGCUGUAAACAGCAACAGUUAAACUAAAUUCACUGGCUAUUUCCUAGGUGUCUUCUUUGGAAACCAGUCUUUAUUGUAUAAUCUCUAACUACUGCCUCUGAUUUGAAUUAUUCCUAUUUUUAAUACUGUUUUUAUAGAACAUUUUAUCCUACUGAUGUAAAUUUAAUGUCUGUGAAAGGUGCUAUAGAAAUAAACUUUACUUUAUCGUGGUGAA
This is a messenger RNA of Lates calcarifer (barramundi perch), 5660 nucleotides long. RefSeq names its product NACHT, LRR and PYD domains-containing protein 12-like. Lineage: Eukaryota; Metazoa; Chordata; Actinopteri; Centropomidae. The transcript has 18 exons. The record is from RefSeq and is a predicted model, not a curated record. Gene Ontology annotation, biological process: regulation of apoptotic process. The coding region runs from base 146 to 4624 and encodes 1492 amino acids. Gene Ontology annotation, molecular function: protein binding.